This is a messenger RNA of Asparagus officinalis (garden asparagus), 1782 nucleotides long. RefSeq names its product rho GTPase-activating protein gacHH. The record is from RefSeq and is a predicted model, not a curated record. The coding region runs from base 79 to 1578 and encodes 499 amino acids. The transcript has 16 exons. Gene Ontology annotation, molecular function: protein binding. Lineage: Eukaryota; Viridiplantae; Streptophyta; Magnoliopsida; Asparagales; Asparagaceae.
AAUAUUUCCUUGUUCCCUUCGCUCUCUCUCAUGAGUCAAAAUCGAGGCAGCUGAGAUCGAAGAGAGAGAGAGAGAGAGAUGCACUGGGUUAAAGCUGAUCGCUCCGAUUUCAGUGGAAAUCUCCCGCUCCCUCGAAGUGGGCACACGGCGGUGCUCGUCGGCAAGUCGAAAGUCGUCGUCUUUGGUGGAUUCGCCGAGAAGCGAUUUCUUGAUGAUAUCGCCGUUUAUGAUAUUGAGAAUAAAUUUUGGUUCACUCCGGACUUUGCUGGCAAUGGGUCUGAUACGCAAGUGGGUCCAUCUCCACGGGCAUUCCAUGUAGCUGUUGCUAUUGACUGCCAUAUGUUUAUUUUUGGUGGACGUGUUGGUAAUAAGAGGUUGGGUGAUUUUUGGAUGCUCGAUACUGAUAUUUGGCAGUGGUCGGAGCUAACCACCUAUGGUGAUUUGCCAACACCACGGGAAUUUGCUGCUGCUUCAGCAAUUGAAAACCGAAAAAUCAUUAUGUAUGGUGGUUGGGAUGGCAAAAAGUGGUUAUCUGAUGUGUAUGUCUUGGACACAAUGUCACUUGAGUGGAUGGAGUUGUCUAUUACUGGAUCGGCGCCGCCUCCUAGAUGUGGGCACACAGCUACCAUGGUUGAAAAACGUUUGCUCAUCUUUGGAGGCAGAGGGGGUAGCGGACCUAUAAUGGGCGAUCUUUGGGCUUUGAAAGGCCUGUUUGAAGAAGAUAAUGAGACACCAGGAUGGACUCUCUUGAAGCUUCCAGGACAAGCUCCAUCUCCUCGCUGUGGCCAUACAGUGACUUCGGGGGGACACUAUCUUUUAUUGUUUGGUGGGCAUGGAACUGGAGGUUGGCUGAGCCGGUAUGACAUCUACCACAAUGAUUGCAUUGUUUUGGAUAGAGUCUCUGUUCAGUGGAAACGCUUGCCUACAAGCAAUGAAUCUCCUCCACCUCGUGCAUAUCAUUCCAUGACUUGCAUUGGUGCACGCUACCUUCUAUUUGGAGGAUUUGAUGGGAAAUCCACAUUUGGUGAUUUAUGGUGGCUUGUACCAGAGGAUGACCCGAUAGCAAAGCGGUCAAUUCCUCAACAUAUUCUUCCUGAAAGCAAACCUGUCACAGUUUCAGUCUCCCAGUCUAGCUUACAGGACAGUCAACUAGAACAGUCUCCAAUUUUAGAGCUGCAGAAAAGAUUAGGAGUUUCAAUAUCUUCUCCUAAAGCUCAUAUUGAUCUUAGUGAUGAUAUAGAUGAUAAAGAACUCCUUGAAUUAUCAUCAAGAUUGACUGGAGAAUCACUACCUACGAGGGAUCAAGUUGCCUGCAUUCAGAGACUGCGUGAGCACUGGAAAAACUCGUCAGCAACUUCAGUACAGCUUCGUGAGCUUGGACCACUACUUCGAGACUAUCAGCGUCUCAUAGUUAACUAUCAUGUAAAGAAUAUUGCUUCCAGUUCACCCUCUACCGCACAAAAUCUUGGACAAAGCGUUCACCGGUUUUUUCAUUUGAAAAGGGCUUCACAGUUGCGCAUGGAUGACAUCCCAGAGCUGCUGAAGGAGUACCAGCAGCUCGUCUCAAGCUCAACCUGAAGAAGAUCAUACAGGGUUAUCGAUAUAAAAUUCUGCUGUUGUCACACCAAAAUAUGAUGCUUUGUGUCCUUUUAAAGACGUUUUAAGAAAAAAUUAAUGUAAUGUUUCUCUGCAAUGAGUCAGCUAGUUCACAUCUCAUUUCUGUAUAGCAUUAGAUUUGAGGGUCGGGAGGCAAAUAAAGAUGUAGGAACUAAUUUGUUACUC